Molecule: messenger RNA, 687 nt
Organism: Myiozetetes cayanensis
Lineage: Eukaryota; Metazoa; Chordata; Aves; Passeriformes; Tyrannidae
Gene: PRG2
Product: proteoglycan 2, pro eosinophil major basic protein
Exons: 4
Coding region: 150-647 (165 amino acids)
Biological process (GO): immune response
Source: RefSeq, a predicted model, not a curated record
CCCAGUGUCCCUGCGUGUCCCUUCACCAUGUGGCCCUACCUGCUGCUUGCCCUGGCCCUGCUGGGCACUGUGCCCCCAGCUGCUCCGGUGAGUGCCCCUACACCCCCACCUGCCUGUGAAGACAUCCUGGGGACAAAUCCGACCCCAGGAUGACACUGCUGGUGUCCCUAGGCCCUGCCAGCCCUGUGGCAGGGGAGAUCGAGGAGGUGGUGGGGCUGGCGGUGCCUGAGGAAGAUAUGGGGGCCAGCAACACAAAGACACUCAGUGUCCCAAGCAUGCCGGGCACCAGAACCCCCACCUACAUCAUGGUCCCCUUCUGCCGGACCUUCCAGCAAGCACAGAGAUACUGUGCCUGCCGAUACCGUGGGAGAUUGGCCUCGAUCCACAGUGCCAGCAUCAAUUCUUUCCUGCUGCGCAUGGUGCACCGGCUCAGCAACGCAGCCCUGGUCUGGAUCGGUGCCGUCAGCCAGCCCGCCUUCCCGAGACCGAGCUGCCACUGGACCGACCGGAGCCGCUGGGACUACAGCCAGUGGGUGCCUGGGCACCCCCUGCCUGGCCACCGCUUCUGCACCAGCCUCUGCUCCAACAAUGGACGCUGGAUGAGCGUGAACUGCAGGAGGCGGCUGCCCUUCAUCUGUGAGAUAUGAGGAUCUCAGCCCCCCGGGCCCUCCCCUGCCCGCCCUGCCA